Filobasidium floriforme is the source of this 2090-nucleotide messenger RNA. RefSeq lists its product as uncharacterized. Gene Ontology annotation, molecular function: phosphatidylinositol-3-phosphate binding. NCBI's taxonomy places the organism in Eukaryota, Fungi, Basidiomycota, Tremellomycetes, Filobasidiales, Filobasidiaceae. Bases 80 to 1972 code for a protein of 630 amino acids. Gene Ontology annotation, biological process: piecemeal microautophagy of the nucleus; autophagy of mitochondrion; reticulophagy. The transcript is spliced from 2 exons. Gene Ontology annotation, cellular component: phagophore assembly site; extrinsic component of membrane. The record is from RefSeq and is a predicted model, not a curated record.
GUCUUGCCAUCUUAGCUACCGCCACGGGUGUCGUGAUAGACGUCCGCAAAUCAAGGGGGCGACCCCCUGCCGAACGGCCAUGUCGCCCUUCUCGUUCCUGUCCAGCUUCACCUUGCCCAGCUUGAGCUCCGUCAAUGCAUAUAUCCCGAAUCUAUCUCUACCGGAAAACAUUCAAAAGAAGCUGGUCUCUUUCGUACUCAGGAGGACACUUGGAAAGUUCGUCCAGCAUGAUGGGCUUCUCGGUGACAAGGUCGAGACCCAGGUAGCUAGUGGCAGGAUCGCUUUCGGACGUCUCGAGCUCGACCGACAAGCUAUCAACUCUUACCUUCCCCCAAGCAUACCCCUGACCGUCACUUCAGGCUAUAUAACCGAUGCCGACAUUCAACUUCCGUUUCCCAACCUCCUAUCUGCACCUCUUGACAUAUGUAUCGGAGAGGUCCAUUUGAACCUAGCUCUUCGAGAAGUGGUCAAGGGCGGCGAAGAAGAUAGAGAAGUCGAGCGGGAAUCCAACUUGGAGCGGUCGGUCUGGGCGGUUACUGGGGAGUUCCUCUCCGAAUCGCUCUCUCCCGGGGAGAGGCAAGACCUCUCGGAAUCGAUAGCUCUACCAUCCGAGGGCAGAGAGGGUCUGGAGGAAUCUAUCUAUCACGCUCCUGGUGGUUUCCCGGUUCCGAAACCAGACUCUGUCGCAGAUCCCCCUUCGGCGUCGAUACUAGCUUCGGUCAUCGAGAGUAUCCUCUCUCGUCUGCACGUAGACGUCACAAGUAUUACCAUCAGGUUGAAUCUGCCUUCGCCUCCGGAGGUCGUUCAGGAGCAAGCUCGCGACCUGGAAGAGUCGGACAUCUCCAUCUCUUCUUCACGGCAGGUGCAGGCGGUUCCUGAAGCGGUAGAGAUCAAGCUAGAGAGAAUCUCUUACGGCUUGGAUGGCUCGGGAGGGGAGAAGAUGCGCAAGAUGCGAGUGGCCGACGUAGCAGUAUGGAUUGUCGCCAAAGAUCCCAAGGAUGUGGAAGAGAUCCGCGACAGUGUUGCUUCUACAUCGUCAAGCAGUCAUUCCGGUCAGAAGACUGAACCCGGCGGAUCGGGCAUCACGGGUCAACCGUAUGGGCGAUCGACCAUGCUGGGCGAAGCAGAGAGCCUAUAUGAGAGCGCCCUCGGUUCGUCUAAUGCUGCUGAGGAGCAGGAACAAGUCAUCGACCCAUUCGGUUCUCCAACCGGAUCCAACUACGAGUCUGGCUGUAUCGACGAUGAAAAAGGGGAACAGGACUGGACACCCCAUCGGAUAUGUUCGUUCGGGAAGUCAGGCGCGGAGUUGAGUUUCCAGGCAUUGCAAGAUGGCACGACUCGACCAAUUACUCGUUUGGAGCUCGGGGACAUCCAGCUGGCAUUGUCAAUCAGCGAUGUGGAAAUACUGAUAGGCCUGGUUUCGUCAUGGACCUCUCGUAUACCUCGUUCAGCCGGUCAGGAUACCGCCGUACCAUCUGGCUCCGGCUCGACCCAAGCGGUGGUACAGAUUGCUAGUAUACGAACCUCGCUAUAUCUAACAGAAGCGAACCAAUCAGGUCUGAUUUUCUGUACGGAUAGAACGGUGGAUGGGACCCUUCCUCCUAGGACGGCUCUUAACCUGGUCCUUGACCUGGUCCUUGACCAGAUCACAGUCUCCUCGGACGGAGAUGCGACCCGUAUGGACGUCGCGGAUAUCAAGCUCGUCUGGAAUCAAUCAAGACAGGAGGGAAAGAUGGCAACACCUGUCACGCUCAUCUCCCUAUUUUCGGUGGGCGAGGAAAAGUCUAUGUCGGAUACAGGUGACAAAGGUCCUGAGAACGACGUCCAGUCAGCCACCCUCAGACCGAAAUGUCAUUGGGACCGGCCUCCUCUGCGGGAUGGAACACGUACCGUGCAGGCAGGCUGUACCAUCGAGGUUCAGCAGGGUUCUGGUGAGCCAUGCUUCAAUUUCGGCACCGGGACGUACGGCUGACUUGACACCUGAAUUUCAGUCAGUACGGCAAUCCCGGGUGUUGAAGUUUCCCUUGACCUUGCUGUGGUGGAAACCAUGAUGCCCUUCCUCCAUCAACUCUCUACCGUCUUUGCCCAAG